Molecule: messenger RNA, 2430 nt
Organism: Rhopilema esculentum
Lineage: Eukaryota; Metazoa; Cnidaria; Scyphozoa; Rhizostomeae; Rhizostomatidae
Product: pre-mRNA-processing factor 39
Biological process (GO): mRNA 5'-splice site recognition; RNA processing
Cellular component (GO): U1 snRNP; U2-type prespliceosome; commitment complex
Molecular function (GO): protein binding; pre-mRNA 5'-splice site binding
Source: RefSeq, a predicted model, not a curated record
AGUUGGUGUUGAUUACAUAAAGUAUUUAUCCGACCGCGAUUGAGUAGAUAAGGUGUCGUGGAGAAAGCAGUUGACUUUGAAUUCUUCUCAACUAAGCAACAAUGGAAACUACAGAGGAAUGUGCACCUGGUGAGAAUGAAAAACUGUCAAAAUAUUGGAAUGCCGUCAAAGAAUGCCCAUCAGAUUUUACAAGUUGGACAUGUUUAUUGCAGAUAAUCGAUCAAGAGAAUAUACUUGAAAAAGGACGGGAAAUAUAUGCAGAGUUCUUCAAGUGGUACCCAUAUUGUUAUGGUUAUUGGAAAAAAUAUGCUGAUCUUGAAAAGAAAAAUGGAAAUCUGGAAUUGACAGAGAAGGUAUAUAGUGCUGGAGUUAAGGCCAUACCACUCAGCAUAGAUUUGUGGAUUCAUUAUUUGAAUUUUGUGUCACAGUAUGUUAAGGAGGAACCCAAUGGUGCAGAAAAAAUUAGAGCUCUUUUCGAAAAAGCCAUUGAAACAGCAGGUUUGGAAUUCCGCUCUGACAAACUCUGGGAUGCCUAUAUUGACUGGGAGAAGUCUCAGGGAAAUUUGGAAAAUGUCUUGACUCUAUACGACCGACUGUUAUCGACACCUACACAGCAAUAUAUCAAGAACUUCACCAAGUUUAAAGACUGGAUCAACAGUAUUGAGCCAAGUGAAGUUCUAAGUACUGAGGAUUAUGUGAAAUUAGUUGGUGAAGUUGAGUCGAUUCCACCUGGCGUUACACAAACAGAUAAAGUCGAUGCAGACAUGAUACAGACUACUGCCCCACCAGGGGAAGAAGCUACGAACCCCCCAGGAGAUAGUACCGACCACAAUAAUUUAGACGGUUCUAACGGUAAUCCAAAUCCAGACGAUUCAAGUCAAGAAAUUGCCGAAGGAACUUCAGAUGGAAAUUCCAAGGAGAAAGAAGAAACCGCCGAAUUAAAAGCAGUACGAGAAAAGAUCAUAGCGAUACGAGACGAGGUUUACAAGCAAACUGAAGAAGAGAUUAAAAAAAGAUGGCACUUUGAAGAUGGUAUUAAAAGACCUUAUUUUCAUGUCAAGCCCUUAGAAAGAAUCCAGUUAAGGAACUGGCGAGAUUAUUUGGAAUUUGAGAUCAAAGAGGGUGAUCAGAAAAGGAUUUGCAUACUCUUUGAAAGAUGUCUUAUUGCCUGUGCCCUCUACGAGGAAUUUUGGCAAAAGUAUGUGAACUACCUCGAAAGUAUGGCUGAUGAUCACUCUGUCACCCAAAUACACGAUGUAUAUGAGCGUGCGUGCACGAUACACCUAACGAAGAAGCCAGAUAUUAUCCUGAGCUGGGCUGCAUUUGAAGAAAGCCAGCAAAAUAUCGGUUUGGCACGAGAGAUUUUGGAGUCCUUGGAAAAUGCUAUGCCAGGCCUAAUUAUGGUGACGCUUCGACGUGUUGGGUUAGAAAGAAGAAUCGGAAGUACAGAAAAGGCAAUAGAGAUUUUGAGAAAAGUAAUGGAGGAGACUGAUUCAGUGGACGAGAAAUCAUUUCUUGCUAUCAAGUGUGCGAAGUAUUAUAACAAGCUUCUUCACGACAAGGACUCGGCAAGAAAGCUUUUACACGAAGCAGUCGAAAAUGACAAGGCAAACAAGAAACUGUAUCUGAAUUUGCUUGACCUUGAAACUGAUAAUAACGAAAUCGCUGAAGAUCGCCUGCAAGAGCUGUGUGAUUUGGUUGAAGGUAGAAGUGAACUGUCAAUGGAAUUCAAGCAGGGAUUUCUGCAAAGACGGUUGGAGAUACUGGAAGAUUUUGGGACGAGUAUUGACAGCAUCGUAAAAGCCUACGAUACGUAUCAAAAACAGUUCAAAAUUAAGCCAGGUGCAAUUGUACCCAAAAAGCGAACAAAUGGUAGCAGCAACGAGGCCACGAUACCCAAGGUAUCUAAAACUGAUGAAUCCCAGACAAGUGCCUCCGCAGCUACUAAUAACGUUUACGCUAACCAUGGAUACGCCCCGCAAGAUCAUACUGCGGUGAUGUCACCCGCAAACUCCUACGCCUAUCCAGCAAUGCCUAAUCAGUGGAACGCCUACGCAGCUGCCCAGACCGCUGGUAGUUAUUAUGGUUGGUACAAUCCGUAUGGCACUUAUCCUUCACAACCUGCACAGUGAUGAGGAUAGAUGCAACCACGACCGAUGCAAGCGUUGUCGAAGCCUUGGGGCAGUGUGGAGUGGAUCAGUGAUGAAGGAACUACCUCAGAAUUCAUCUCUUCAGCUUUAAUAGCUAGUGGUGCAGAAUGGCCAGACUGUCUCUUCAGUACCAACACCUCUCGUUAACCUCUAAUCGGAACUCUCGUUGUACCCUUAUAGUUUUAUAGUCUGAUGCCGAAUCUGCAGCUUUGGGUAACGUCUGUGUCUCAUCAAUGAUAGUUUUGCUAUAAGAUGUUUUGAAUAGAUUUAUUAGAAUCGA